AUGGCGGGUCCGGGGACUGAUGCCAACGCCAACGACGCCAUCGACGCCCCGCCGAGCACGAACAGCUACGGCUGGGAACAGGGAACCGCUGGCCAACAGCCUCCGGUUGGCCACCGUCAGACAAGCAACUUCAAGACCACGAGUGGUCCUCAAAAGAAAUUGACGCCGCCACUGCAGCUACACGAACGCAAGCUGCUCAGGGUCAGUUCCGUUUCCGUCCGGAGGCCAGUCUACUGGUCGUCGAGCGACCAACAACAACAACAACACCACCCUCACCCUGACGGGCGACUGCUGCGGCGCUCACGUUCGCUCUCUGUCCUCCAUCAUCAUCGUCAUCAUCAUCAUCAAGACCCGCCGCUCAACCAAGACUCGCCGUCCGCCGAGCGACACAUCCGAGUCUAUCUGCAGCCAGAGACUCGAGACCGCCCUUCGUCUGCGCAAGAGAACGGCCGAGAACAAGGCCAGGCACAGGCACAGGCACCACCACGACCGUCGUCACCGCCCAUACGGCUACGACUAUUGCAACAAUUACAGCUACAAUUACCACAGCGACUACAACUACCACAACAGCCCCAGCCGCGAGGACCUCCCCCUCGACCGCCCCCUCCGCCGCGUCUGUACCCGGUGCCCGGUAGGAGAAACGGCGUCGGCAUCGCGGUCCCGCCCCUCGGUUCUGCAUCACGGAGCAGAGCCACCAUCGCCAACUUCAACCGGAAGUACCGACAGACCCAGGCGCACCUCUCCGUCGUCUCCAAGACCGCCGCCCAACACCGGAGCUACUGGCCCGACAACUUCCGCGACCCGCGUCACGGACUCUCCAUCGGGCACAGCUCCUCGCCCGACACCUCGACGCGGCCGAUAUCCCCCGUACCCCCAGUCCCGGCCAUCCCGAAAUCCCUUGCGAGCGAUCGUCCGAAGCCCCGUCUCGCCGAGAUCGGCCCUCUCGAAGAGUAA
This is a messenger RNA of Colletotrichum navitas, 954 nucleotides long. RefSeq lists its product as uncharacterized. The transcript has a single exon. NCBI's taxonomy places the organism in Eukaryota, Fungi, Ascomycota, Sordariomycetes, Glomerellales, Glomerellaceae. The record is from RefSeq and is a predicted model, not a curated record. The coding region runs from base 1 to 954 and encodes 317 amino acids.